This is a messenger RNA of Naegleria gruberi, 2132 nucleotides long. RefSeq lists its product as uncharacterized. The transcript is spliced from 2 exons. Bases 7 to 2112 code for a protein of 701 amino acids. NCBI's taxonomy places the organism in Eukaryota, Heterolobosea, Eutetramitea, Acrasida, Naegleriidae. Gene Ontology annotation, cellular component: nucleolus. Gene Ontology annotation, biological process: ribosomal large subunit biogenesis; ribosomal large subunit export from nucleus. The record is from RefSeq and is a predicted model, not a curated record.
AAAAAAAUGAGUAUCGAUCUCCUUCAUCUUCAAGAACAAGUUUUUAAAGAUCCAAAGGCUUAUAAAGAUGAUUUCCUCCUUCAAUUGAAACACUUGGAAAAUCAAACCGAAGUUGCAAAAUUGAGACCAGCCGAUGAUGCUAAAUAUUUUGUCAAAUUGUUGCAAUUUUUGAGUGUUGCUUGCAAAGUUUAUAAAGCAGAAACCAAAACUGCAGCACCAAUGAUUUUGGAUUUGUUGGAAACAAAACAAUUAGAAUUAGAACCAAAAUUGAGAAGACAACUUGCUAUCACACUCAUUGCUUUCCGUAAUAACGACAUUCUUGACUCUAAAACUUUAAUACCAGUAUUAUUUAAACUUUUCCGAGUACAUGAUAAGACUCUUAGAAGUAUGGUUUAUAAACACAUUCUCUCCGAUAUUACUAAAAUCAAUAUGAAGAAGAAGAAUCCUAAUGUAAAUAGAUCAUUGCAAAACUUUGUCUUUUCCAUGUUGAAAGAUUCAUUCCGUAUUGCUGCAAAGAAGAGUUUGCAACUUUUAAUUACACUUUAUAGAAGAGGUAUUUGGAAUGAUGAUAGAUGUGUCAAUGUUAUUUCCCAAUCAUGUUUUGCUGAAGAUACUGCUCUUGUUGUUAUUGCACUUAAAUUCUUCUUGGGUGAAUUAGUUGAUGAAGCUGAAGAAGAUGAAGACGGAACAAAACAAAAAUCAGAUGAUAGAGAUCUUGGUCACUUGAUUAGAGAUUUAAAGUUUAAAGUUAACAAUAUUCACUCUAAAAAGACAAAGAAAAAGGAAAACAAAUUUAAGAAAGCUCUCAAACAACUUAAAAAGAAGGAUAAACAUAAGGAAAAGGGUAUGGAAAUUGAAUCAUUGAACGUUCUCAACAUGUUGAAUGAUCCACAAGGUUUCUCUGAAAAACUCUUUGCUAAAUUGAAGAGUUCAAAUGACAAAUUUGAAGUAAGAAUUUUAAUGUUGGACGUUAUUUCAAGAUGUGUUUCCUCAAAUCAAUUAGUUCUUCUCAAUUUUUAUCCUUUCAUUCAAAAAUAUUUACUCCCUGCCCAAGCCAAUGUUACCAAGAUUCUUGCCAUUACUGCCCAAUCAGUUCACGAUUUUGUUCCUCCUGAUGUUAUUCAUCCAGUCGUCAUGACUAUUGCUAACAAUUUUGCUAAUGACCAUUCCAAACCAGAAGUUAUUGCAGCUGGUUUGAAUACAAUUAGAGUUAUUUGUUCAAGACAACCAAGAGUUAUGACCAAGACCCUCUUGAGAGAUUUAUCUCAAUAUUCUAAACAUAAGGAUAAACAAGUUUUCCAUGCUGCUAGAGGUAUUAUAACACUCUUCAGAGAACUUUCUCCAAAGAUGUUGAACAAGAAAGACAGAGGUAAAGAUCACGAUCCUGAAGCAGUCAUUCCAGAAUUUGGUACUCAAAGAGUUGCUGAAGGUGUUGAUGGCAUUGAAUUAUUGGAAGAAUACAAUAAGAGAAAGGAAUCUGAAAAGGAUCUCAUGGCUGUUGAUGGUGAAGAUUCUGAUGAAGAAGGUGAAUGGAUUGAUGUUCCAAGCGACGGUGAAGAUGAUGUCAAUAUUGCUAUGGAUGACUCUGAUGAUUCUGAGGGAUCUGAUAACGAGGAAGGUGGUGAAUUGUUGAACUUGGAAGAUGUUUUCGAAUUGGACAGUGAAGAAGAAGAAGUCAUUGAAGAUGGUGAACAAGCUUCAGAGGAACCAAAGGGCCCAAGAAUUGAUCAAACCAGAAUUCUUACACAAGAAGACUUUGAGUUGAUUAAGAAACUCAAAAAGAGCAAGGAAAUGGAAAAGCUUAUGGGUAAGAAGAGAAAGAGAGAAACCCCAAUCUUUAGCAAUGAAAAUGUUGACGAAGAUGAUAUUGGUGACAUUUCUAAGGGUGACGAUUCAGACAAUGAAUUUGAACCAGAAAAGAAGAAAUUCAACAGAAGAAAGUGGGAACAACCUGGAGAAACUCAAAAGCAAAAGAAGAAGAACAAGCCAUACAUGAUGUUGAAGAUGUCCAGAAACGUCAGACACAAGAAUACCAUGGGUCAAAACGAAAAGAAGUGGAAGAAGGCACUCUCAGACAAGAGACAAUUGAAACACAAACUCAAACAUCGAUAAAUUAUUAUACUUUCUGUAAA